AUGUCACCCGCAACAUUUGCGCCCGCGGGCUUGAACAAGAUCGCGGCGACGACGAGCGAAAUCUGGCCUUCGGUGGCAGCGAAGUUGAGAACAGUCUCGAAGGGUGUAGUUGGCGCUAGGCAGCAGAGAGGCGCUGGGAGAAGGCACGAGACACCAGGACAAGAGAAGGAUAUACAUAUACUACGGAAUCAUAUCAAAACCGCCAACACGACGGGAUAUAUGGCAUCUGUUCCGCUGCACGUCCUCCGCCCACACUCAAUAGUGCCGAGUGGAUUGCAGGGUGACUUCUCCGCCACUUCGAUGCUCUCCGCCAUGCCACGAGGCACAUUACGAUAUGCAACUCCACUUCGCACUUUCUCUUCGUUCUCACCGAUCUCGCGAUCUUUCUCUACAGCCACUCGACCUGGGCCCCUCAUGAUCCGCGCACAGCCCAAGACCAGCUUCGUCGGCUUCUACCAGCAGCGAACACUUUUCGGCACUUCCUGGGGCUCGUCGAACAACUCUAACAGUAAUCGAAACAUUCUUGCACAUAUGGAACAAACGGCCAAUAAUAACCCGGGCAGUGCGACUGCACAGAAUGCCUUCUAUCAGGCACUUUUGAGGGCCAACAUGCCCGAGAUUGUUGUGGAACGCUAUCAAACCGGUCGAUACGCCUCGAACGCCGUCGUCGAGCAAGCCUAUCACCGCGCACUUGAGCGGAUUGGUGCCGCAGAAGUUGGCAACAUGGGCGUUGGAAGCAUGACCGGGAGAACACCAGGCGGUCAGAGCAACCAGAUGAGCAACGAGCAACUCCAGGCUAUUGGACAGGCAGUUUCUGCGAAAACCCAUGGCGGUAAUGUUAGCAUAUCCAAGCCAGGCUCUGGCGGGAAGAGCGAGCCACUUUACGUUGUCGUGGACGAAAGCUUGGGCAGUACCAUCUUCAAGUGGGUCAAGUUCUUGGUCAUCUUCGGCUUUAUCGCAUACGCUUCUCUGGUAGUCUUCACACUGCUGAUAGAAGCAACGGGUGUACUCAAGAAGGUGAGUGGAGCGCAGAAUGCCGAAGCAAAGCCUGAGCUCCAGACUACCCGGUUCAGCGACGUUCACGGCUGCGAUGAAGCGAAGGAGGAAUUGCAAGAGCUCGUGGAGUUUUUGAAAGCACCGGAAAAGUUCAGCACGCUAGGUGGCAAGCUGCCAAAAGGAGUGCUUUUGGUUGGACCCCCCGGUACCGGCAAGACAUUGUUGGCUCGGGCUGUUGCCGGAGAAGCUGGAGUUCCCUUCUUUUACAUGUCCGGAUCCGAGUUUGACGAGGUAUACGUUGGUGUUGGAGCCAAGCGUGUCCGCGAUCUUUUCAAUGCGGCAAGAGCGAAGAGCCCGGCCAUCAUUUUUAUCGAUGAGUUGGAUGCUAUUGGCAGCAAGCGACACGAAAGAGAUGCAGCCUACGCCAAGCAAACCCUCAACCAGCUUCUCACUGAGCUCGAUGGAUUCGACCAAGGCUCUAACGUCAUUGUCAUGGGCGCGACCAAUUUCCCGCAAUCUCUCGACAAGGCUCUCACUCGACCUGGACGAUUUGAUCGUAACGUGACUGUACCACUCCCAGAUGUGCGAGGCCGCAUUGCCAUUCUCAAACACCACCUGAAAAACAUCCGUAUCGACGCCGCUGUCGACCCGGCGGUCAUUGCUCGAGGAUGCCCCGGGUUCUCUGGUGCUGAGUUGGAGAACGUGGUCAAUCAAGCUGCUGUCCGUGCGUCUAAAAACAAGGCACAGAAGGUCACAAUUGAGGAUCUUGUGUGGGCGAAGGACAAGAUCAUGAUGGGUGCCGAGAGAAAAAGCGCCAUCAUUCAACAAAAGGAUAAAGUCAUGACUGCUUAUCACGAGGGAGGCCACGCACUCGUCGCUUUGAUGACCGAGGCGUCUACGCCAUUAUACAAGGCCACCAUCAUGCCCCGCGGACAUGCUCUUGGAAUUACAUUCAUGCUGCCGGAGAUCGACAAAGUCAGCGAGUCCAAGAAAGAACUGAUGGCACAAAUUGAUGUUGCAAUGGGAGGCAAAGUUGCGGAAGAGCUGGUGUAUGGUGCAGAGAAUGUCACCACUGGAGCAAGCUCAGAUAUCACAAACGCAACUCGGUUGGCGUACUACAUGGUUACGAGAGCAGGCAUGUCAGACAAGCUGGGAAAUGUCGAUUUGGAAACAGAGUAUAACCGACUUUCCAGCGAGACGAAGCAACAGAUUGAGAACGAGGUGCGGAGACUGGUAGAAGACGGCAGAGAACGUGCGACAAAGCUUCUCACAACUAACCGAGAAGGGUUGGAGCGUCUUGCCAAGGCACUAGUAGAGUACGAGACCUUGAGCAAGGAGGAGAUCGAGAAGGUCGUCAAGGGCGAGUCGCUGCCAGACAAGCUGAAAGUCGACGUCGACACACCUGUCAAGAUGCCUGAGCCAGGCAAAACUCUACCACCGCCGCCUCCCAUCCAAAUUCCACCUCUGGGAUCGCCGGGUGGAGGCUCUCCAAGCCCAGGGGGUAGUGAUGGACAGCCUGUCGGCGGAAGCCCAUAG
Molecule: messenger RNA, 2532 nt
Organism: Lecanosticta acicola
Lineage: Eukaryota; Fungi; Ascomycota; Dothideomycetes; Mycosphaerellales; Mycosphaerellaceae
Source: the annotation of a GenBank genome assembly